Molecule: messenger RNA, 2465 nt
Organism: Oncorhynchus mykiss (rainbow trout)
Lineage: Eukaryota; Metazoa; Chordata; Actinopteri; Salmoniformes; Salmonidae
Product: Golgi phosphoprotein 3
Biological process (GO): Golgi to plasma membrane protein transport; Golgi vesicle budding; retrograde vesicle-mediated transport, Golgi to endoplasmic reticulum
Cellular component (GO): trans-Golgi network; Golgi cisterna; cytosol
Molecular function (GO): phosphatidylinositol-4-phosphate binding
Source: RefSeq, a predicted model, not a curated record
AUUCACUGCUCUCGUUAUCACCUGCCGCCAUAUUGGAUCAAUUCCCAGCGGAAGAGGAAGACAACUGAAAAUAUUAUGUCUCCUCCUAUUCGUUGUAGGAUAGUUAAAACCACGGUUAAAAACCAGACGUCCGUAGCUGUAUGUAUCGGGAUAAACAUUUGAAGUGGUUUAUAAUAUCGGUCAGUGAGAGUACGAAGCGAAGGGUUUCGUCUUUUUGACGGUUUUAUUUAUUUUAGGACUUGUUGUAAAUAUGACUUCCCUGACACAGCGGAGUUCGGGCCUAGUGCAGAGGCGGACCGAGGCCUCUCGUAGCUCUGCCGCCGACAAGGACCGAGGAACCGGGGAUGAGGACUUCGAGACCCGCCGCCGCGGAGGAGAGGAAGAGGAUGAAGAAGAGGAUAAGGCAGACUCCAAAGAAACUCGACUCACAUUGAUGGAAGAAGUGUUACUCUUGGGAUUGAAGGACCGCGAGGGCUACACGUCGUUCUGGAACGACUGCAUCUCGUCGGGGCUGCGUGGCUGCAUGCUCAUAGAGCUGGCCAUCAGAGGACGACUACAGCUGGAGACCUGUGGCAUGAGGAGGAAAAGCCUGCUCGCCAGGAAGGUGAUCUGUAAGUCAGAUGCUCCGACGGGAGACGUGCUAUUGGACGAGGCUCUGAAACAUGUGAAGGAGACCCAGCCCCCAGAGACGGUGCAGAGCUGGAUUGAGCUGCUCAGCGGCGAGACGUGGAACCCUCUGAAGCUGCACUACCAGCUGAGGAACGUGAGGGAGCGCCUGGCUAAGAACCUGGUGGAAAAGGGCGUGCUGACCACGGAGAAACAGAACUUCCUCCUCUUCGACAUGACCACUCACCCGCUCACCAACAACAACAUCAAACAACGCCUCAUCAAGAGGGUUCAGGAGGCCGUGUUGGAGAAAUGGGUCAACGACCCGCACCGCAUGGACAAACGGAUGCUCGCCCUCAUCUUCCUGGCCCACUCGUCUGAUGUCCUGGAGAAUGCCUUUUCCCCUCUGCUGGACGACCAGUAUGACCUGGCCAUGAAGAGAGUACGGCAGCUCCUGGACCUGGAGCCAGAGGGGGAGAGCACGAAGACCAACGCCAAUGAGUUGUUGUGGGCCGUAGUGGCCGCCUUUACCAAGUGACCUGACCUACCACCUUCAGACACCAGAGGGUGCUGUUGGUUUGGCGUUGGUUGAUGACUGUGGGGUUGAGGGAGAGGACGGGACAGUUUGGGGAGGGACAACAGGGAGAGGGCUGGUCUGUCUGGCCCAUCAAGGUAGUGACUUGACUGACUUGAGGUCACCUCCCUCUGUCUUUCUGAAGAGACUGGCCUGCUCCAGACCUGUCCCACAGCUUUCUGAACAGAAUGGUCUGUUCCAAACCUGUCCCGCAGCUUUCUGAACAGAAUGGUCUGCACCAAACCUGUCCCACAGCUUUCUGAACAGAAUGGUCUGUUCCAAACCUGUCCCACAGCUUUCUGAACAGAAUGGUCUGUUCCAAACCUGUCCCACAGCUUUCUGAACAGAAUGGUCUGCUCCAAACCUGUCCCACAGCUUUCUGGUCUGUUCCAAACCUGUCCCACAGCUUUCUGAACAGAAUGGUCUGCACCAAACCUGUCCCACAGCUUUCUGAACAGAAUGGUCUGCACCAAACCUGUCCCACAGCUUUCUGAACAGAAUGGUCUGCACCAAACCUGUCCCACAGCUUUCUGAACAGAAUGGUCUGCACCAAACCUGUCCCACAGCUUUCUGAACAGAAUGGUCUGUUCCAAACCUGUCCCACAGCUUUCUGAACAGAAUGGUCUGCACCAAACCUGUCCCACAGCUUUCUGAACAGAAUGGUCUGCACCAAACCUGUCCCACAGCUUUCUGAACAGAAUGGUCUGCACCAAACCUGUCCCACAGCUUUCUGAACAGAAAAUAUCUCUCUCCCUCUGUCCUUCUCCUUUUCCCUUCAUCAAGCUCUUUCUCUCUGCAAAGAUGUCAUUUAAUCACUCACUUUUACCAUAAAUAAAAACUCCCCCUGAUGGAGUGACCAAGCAAUGUUUUGAAUACUGGACUGAAAUAUGAAGAUACAAUCAUCAUCCUCUUCCUCCCUGGACAAAUCUUUCAGAAAUGUCUUCAAAGUAUGUAUGUUAUUCUCUACAGGUAUCUAGCUAGCUCUUAUUCACUAUAACCGACAGUGAGCUCCAACAGUAUUGGGACAUUGACCCAUUUGUUGUUGUUUUUUGACUCUGUACUCCAGCACUUUGGAUUUCAAAAUGAUACAAUGACUAUGAGGUUUAAAGUGCAGACCGUCAGCUUUAAUUUGAGGGUAUUUUCAUCCAUAUCAGGUGAACCGUGUAGAAAGUACAGAGCUUCUUGUACAUUGUCCCCCCAAUGACUACUUUAAUACACAUAGAAGUGAAUUUGUCCCAAUACUUUUGGUCCCCUAAAAUGAGUGGGAGGACUAUGUACAAAAAAA